This is a messenger RNA of Alligator sinensis (Chinese alligator), 1949 nucleotides long. RefSeq names its product ARP5 actin related protein 5 homolog (gene ACTR5). Gene Ontology annotation, biological process: regulation of DNA-templated transcription. The annotation marks the transcript as partial. NCBI's taxonomy places the organism in Eukaryota, Metazoa, Chordata, Crocodylia, Alligatoridae. The transcript has 9 exons. The record is from RefSeq and is a predicted model, not a curated record. Gene Ontology annotation, cellular component: Ino80 complex; cytoplasm.
CGCUCGCCCUUCGACCGCGACGUGCCGGUGCAGCUGGAGCUGCAGGAGCUGCUCUUCGACCACGUCUUCCAGCGCCUCGGCGUCUCCUCGCAGGGUUGUGUGGACCAUCCAAUCAUUUUAACAGAAGCUGUGUGCAAUCCACUAUAUUCAAGACAAAUGAUAUCAGAGCUCCUGUUUGAAUGUUACCAAGUCCCAAAGGUUUCCUACGGAGUGGAUAGUUUGUACAGCUUCUACCACAACAAAAGGCAGAGCUGGCCUUGUAGUGGUCUAAUAAUUUCUUCUGGUUAUCAAUGUACACACGUUUUGCCAGUCUUGGAAGGAAGAUUAGAUGCUAAAAACUGUAAACGUAUCAAUCUUGGAGGAUGCCAGGCAGCUGUGUAUCUUCAGCGCCUUCUGCAGCUAAAAUAUCCUGGGCAUUUUGCUGCCAUAACUCUCAGCCGCAUGGAGGAAAUACUGCAUGAGCACAGUUAUAUUGGAGAAGAUUACAUAGAAGAACUACAGAAGUGGAGGUCUCCUGAGUAUUACGAGAACAAUGUUCACAAGAUGCAGCUGCCCUUCUCCAACAAACUCCUGGGCAGCACGCUGACAUCAGAGGAGAAACAGGAGAGGAGGCAGCAGCAACUGCGUCGACUUCAAGAGCUGAAUGCACGCCGCCGGGAGGAGAAACUGCAGCUUGACCAAGAGAGGCUGGACAGGUUGCUCUAUGUGCAGGAACUGCUAGAAGAUGGUCAGGUGGAUCAGUUUCACAAAGCUCUGGUGGAGCUGAACAUGGACUCUGCAGAAGAACUGCAGUCCUACAUCAACAAGCUGAGUCUGACCAUUGAGCAAACCAAGCAGAAAAUCCUGCAGGCAGAAGUCAGCAUUGAAGUGGAUGUUGUGGAUAGCAAACCAGAGACCCCAGAACUGGACGCACUGGGCAGUGAACAGUCGCUGGAAGAUGUGGACAGCAUUAAUGAAUUUGAGCCUUUGUUUGCUGAGGAACAGCCUGAAGUUGAGAAGCCUGUUGCUGCAGUGCAGCCCGUGUUUAACCUGGCAGAGUACCACCAGCUUUUUCUUGGUACGGAGAGAAUCAGGGCUCCAGAAAUUGUUUUUCAACCCUCACUAAUAGGAGAAGAACAGGCUGGCAUAGCAGAAACGAUGCAGUAUGUCUUGGACAGGUAUUCCAAAGAGCAACAGAAUGUGCUAGUUCAGAAUGUCUUUCUCACUGGUGGAAAUGCAAUGUACCCCGGCCUGAAAGCCAGAAUCCAAAAGGAACUACUUGAAAUGAGACCUUUCCAGUCAUCUUUCCAGGUCCACCUUGCCUCCAGUCCUAUUUUGGAUGCCUGGUAUGGUGCCCGGGAUUGGGCUCUGGAGUACAUGAAUCGUGAAGAAGGGUGGAUAACCCGAAAGGAUUAUGAAGAAAAAGGUGGAGAAUACCUCAAGGAGCACUGUGCUUCAAAUGUUUAUGUUCCCAUUCGCCUCCCAAAGCAGGCCCCACGGACAACAGAAGCUCUAGCAUCCAGCAAAGUGCUGGCAGCUAGUGUAAGCAAUUCCAGUGACCAGGUAUAGCAGGGAGCCUUUAAUUAUGCAGCCAGUGUUAACAAGAUCAUAUUCUGUGCAGUGGAGCAGUUGUUAUCUUACAUAGACUGCAGACUUGAGCAUUGCUGGUUGGGCACAGAGUGCUUGACAUCUCAGGUGGGAGGUGCAUCUCUUGAAUGAUCAGGAUGAGGAGCUGCUCUAUGCUACUAAAGCAGUGACUGGCUUUGUCGCAGCACUGCAGUGUGAAUGGUGCCAGUGCAGAACAUGGAACUGGCUCUAGCUCUACAUGGAACAGAACAAAAGGACAGAUGAAAACAGAAGAUAAAUAUUUCAGAUGAUAAAGACAAUCAACCUCACAGAAUCUGGCAUGUUUCCUAUUACAUAUGAUGUAUUUUAUAGUAUUUCAAAUUAAAUGUACUUUUUAUAUUGUG